Molecule: messenger RNA, 2094 nt
Organism: Miscanthus lutarioriparius
Lineage: Eukaryota; Viridiplantae; Streptophyta; Magnoliopsida; Poales; Poaceae
Source: the annotation of a GenBank genome assembly
AUGUGCACGUGCAGCUUGUCCAACGCGCAGCAACUUUGGGACGAAUGGGAGCUCCAAUGCUUGGUCGUGGCCAGCUUUGCCUUGCAGGCCUUCUUCCUCUUCGCCGCGAGCAUCCGGCGGCGCAACCCGUCGACCGUGCUCCGCGUCCUGCUCUGGCUCGCGUACCUGUCGGCGGACUACGUCGCAGUGUACGUCCUCGGCCACCUGACCCUCAAGAUAGGCGAGCCACGGCACGAGCUGGUGCUCCUGUGGGCACCGGUCCUGCUGCUCCACCUGGGCGGGCAGGAGACCAUCACGGCCUUCUCCAUGGAGGACAACGAGCUGUGGAAGCGCCACUUGCUGGGCCUCGUGACGCAGGUGGUGCUCGCCGUCUACGUCGUGGCCAAGUCGCCGUCGUGGCGGCGCGGCAACGAAGAGCUCCUUGCUCCCGUCGUGCUCAUGUUUGUCUCGGGGACCAUCAAGUACGCGGAGAGGACUUGGGCGCUCAAGACGGCCACCUCGGAGACGAUCAAGGGAAGCCGCAUGGGUGAUCUCUGCAAGACCAUGUCGAGGUACCAAGCCGGAGACAGAUCGCAGGCGUCGAUCGACAGGUACAACAAGGACAUCGUGGGCCGCAGGAAAUGGUGGCUGCAGGAGGAGUACGCCGACCUCGUGGAGGCAGCCGGCGACAGCUUCCCCAACUGCAUAAACGCGUUGAUGGACAUCCCUGUGGCGCCAUGGUUGCUACCGCAGAUAUGGCCUAUUAUAGAGGAGAUGAUGGAAUCCGGGGAGAAGGAGUGGUUCCCGUCCAGGGCGUACAAGAUGGGCGAGAUCCAGCUCUCACUAAUGUACGACCAUCUCUACACCAAGGUCGGCCUGAGGUACGCGCACGCCCAGCGCAGGCCGCCGGCGGUCGUCUUCACCACCCUUGGCCUCCCGCUCCUGACGCUCGCCACCACCUCGUCGGCUCUGGCGCUAUUUGCUACGACGACGACGAGGAGCAAGGGCGGCGUGUCGUACUACAGCGCCGCCGACGUGGCCGUCUCCUACAUCCUGCUCGCCGGUGCCGUGGCGUUGGAGGUGCUCUCCAUCCUCACCUUCGUGCUGUCCUUCCGGUCCUAUUGCUUCCUGCGGGAGAAACUGGGAGCAGGCAGCAGGCUCACCAGGGCCGUCUUCUGGUCGCUGAAAUCCGUGCGGCCCUACCACAAGCCGCUGUGGUCCAACAAGUGGGCGCAGUACAACUUGCUGGCCGGCUGCAUCAGGGAGAAGCAAGCCGGCUGUCUCUCGAGGAUGAUGCGUCACGUCGGCCUGCUGGGGGACACCAAGCUGCGCCCCAUCUCCGACAGGACCAAGGAGCUCAUCUGCAACGAGCUAAACGACUGGACUAGGAUACAGCAGUUCAGCCAUGUCCGAGGCCAGGGCAUCCUGUCGUUGAGGGGCCUCGCCAAGGACUCGGACCUGUACGAGAGCAUCGACAAGGUGGACUUCUCCACCAGCGUCGUCAUGUGGCACCUCAUCACCCACAUGUGCUCUCUUCUCGCCGCCAGCAACAAGGACGGCGGCGGCGGCGACAGCCGGGAUGAUCACAUGCUUCUGGCCAUGGAGGUCUCCAACUACCUCAUGGACCUAGUCCUGGAGCGGCGCGUGUUGAUCAGCAGCGAGGGCCACGUGGCGCACCGCAAGGCCCGCGAGGAGGUGAAGCAGAUCCUCGCGGAGCACGGCAAGACGAAGCAGGUCGACGCCGACGACGCCGAGGCCGUCAGGGAGGUGCUGGAGGCCGUCGUGCGCAAGAUCAGGGACCCCGCCGAGAGGGCGGAGGGGGCGUACGGGCAGUUCGCGCGCAACCAGUACGAGACCAUCAGGCCCGUGCUGCCGCGCGCGUUGAGGCUUGCUCGCAUGCUGCUCUCCGGCCAGGACGACCCCGGAACAGGCUGUGAUCGUGUGUGGGAGCUGAUCGCGUCGGUCUGGAUCGAGAUGCUCUUCCACCUCGCCACGAGAUGUGAGGCCGGCUUCCACGCCAAGAACCUCUGCACAGGCGGCGAGUUCAUCACCCAUGUCAGGUUCCUGCUCCUUAACCGAGGGAUCGGCUGGAACUUUGUGCUUGGCCGUGCUUGA